GAAAUAUUAAGUGCCUAGUAGGUACGUUGGUAUUCAACGGUUGCCCCGCCUCAUCGUCAUGCGCCGUCUCCGCCCUUGCAUCUAGGCCUACAUAGAAAGCUGUACUGGUACUUGGUGCGUGUAAGUAUUGGAGAUUUGGAGGUGGGAUGCGCGAACAACGCAAGUACCUACCCUAAUUGAACCUUAACUUUAGUCCUGGUAUUUUCCCUCAUGAUUAUUGAUAUUCUUUGGAGGGCCUUUUCACUUUCUUCUCUGCGCCUCGUCUCAUCUCUUCUUUUCUAAACUUCUAAGAAACAUUACACAUCAAGCGAAAAGUCGCACGACAAGGAGAUUGUUGUCAUUCUAGACCCGCAACUCAUUUACCAUUGUUGCCAAAUACCGAGACCUGCGUUACUCAGGGUAACAUCUUCGUGACAGCUACUCAAAAGCUUUCCUGGCAAAAAUCACAUGCGUUUGGACAAAGCUACGACCUAGCUGCCGCCCUGCGCAUUUGACAAAGCAUUUUACCACAGUCGGACUUAAAGACGGAUAAACCCUACUACUAGAACUAAUAGGUACUUCUAAUUCUAAGCUGCUAUACGACAGCGAAUCUAUUUUGCUAGUUUUAUAAAAUAGCUGAUAUGGGCCGCCCUCCGGCUUACAUAUUCAUAGUUAGGCACGGGAACCGCCUUGAUGCUACGGACAAACAAUGGCACCUCUCCUCGCCUACUCCCUAUGACCCCCCUCUAACAUACGGAGGAUGGAUGCAAUCGAAGACCGUCGGGACAAGGGUUGCUUCUAUCUUGCAGGAGAGGGAAGAGUAUGAUGAGGCUGUGACCACUGACCACCAGCCCGACACAACCCCUGUCAAGCAGAAAAAGCGCCGCUACAAAGUCGUGAUACAUAGCUCGCCCUUCCUUCGUUGUACGCAAACAUCCAUCGCCAUAGCUGCCGGUCUAGCUUCGAGCUCCUCCGUUCCCGCACCCGCACCCGUCGAAAGAUCUCCCUCCCCGCGCAGUACGCCAACCUUGCCACCAAGCUCUGCUAAGAAAUGUGUUUUGCGACUCGAUCCUUUCCUCGGAGAAUGGUUAUCUCCCGACUACUUCGAACAUAUCACGCCGCCUCCUAAAUCGAGUCUGAUGUUGAUGACUGCAAAAGCCGAGCUGCUGCGGAGAGAGAGUUAUAACGACUACCCUCAGUUUCACAACCGACAGACUCCCCAUGUCCAAACUCAGCUAUGGAAUGCUUCCCCUGGUCGAGGGAGCCCCUUAGCCACGUCUACGACUCCCAAGUCCGAUAUUCCUUCUGGACUUGAGAAUCUCUCUACUCUGAAAAGCGGUUUGCCAAGAAUUCCAAGUGAUCCUUCUGGGAAACUAGACGCGAAGGCUGCGCAUAAGACUACCUCUGAUUCCUCUUGGAAUCCGGGUUACGUAGCACCCGUCCCUUCCUAUGCUCUUUCAACCAACGAGCCUAUACCAAAAGGUUAUGUCGCGCAUGCCCGCGAUGCUUGCGUCAACGUCGAUUACCAAUGGGACUCCAGUAGGGAAGACCUCGGCUGGGGAGAAGGUGGUGUUUUACCUGAAGACUGGGCGGCGAUGCAUCAGAGGUUCAGGAAAGGGUUGUGCCGGUUGGUCGAAUGGUACAGUACGACGGAGAAUCCAGGAGAGAUGGUGACCAAGACGGUGUCCAGUCUAAAAUCAAGCGACCGUCCGCAAAAGGAGAAUAUAUCUGGUGGUCUGCCCAUUGGCGACGAUCAAGAAGUCGAGAUCGAAGAUGUUGUUGUUCUUGUUUCGCACGGUGCCGGCUGCAACGCUCUCAUUGGUGCCAUCACGCACCAGCCAGUCCUGAUCGACGUUGCGAUGUCGUCCAUCACUAUGGCACAACGAAAGCCCGGAUUUGACGAGGGAGUAAAUUUAGGAAUUUACAACGGGCAUGCUUCUUCGAUCGAGGAGCCUCUAUCAACUAAGCGACCCACGAUGUCGGAAAUGUUCGAGCUCAAGCUAUUCGCUAACACGGAACAUCUCCACUCUUCUAUCACCCCACCUAUUAUGAGCCGUUCUGCUUCUUCCGGUGGCCGUAAUCCUCGUAGUCGAUUUAAUAACGGUUUUAGUUCCGCUCUACAGGAUAUCAACUUGGCUGCUUCGCUAUAUGGAAAUCCGACACCGGGAAGCCGCAGCACGUCGGUAAACGCCUCGCUCGGUAGCAUGCGAAGGGGAUCACCGGUGCUGGGAUCUUCCUUUAGGCCGUCGGUGCCAAAUGGUGCGAUCAGCGGAGGAAUAACCGUGGGUAGCGGCGUUUCUAGCUUUCCAUCAACCCGGGCAAAUCGAUCAGGUUCAGUCGGUCUAUGGAUGCCGCCAAAUCAAGAAGAUGAGAUACCGGGAACGAAGGCAGCAACGCCGCCACUGAUAAAUUCUAGUCACGAAAGUGAGAUAGCAAAGGGAAAGGUCGAGGCAUCCCCAAAGACGCAAGCACGUGGCUCUAAUUCUAACGACGUGGAGUCUAGAGAGUCGACGAAUAAGGUCGCCUCGAAAUCAGAGUCGCAAUCCGAACGUGACGAAGAGCAUGACAGCUUUGACGAGAAUGCGUUUCCAAGCCUCUGGCCAGGCACAAAUAACGGGGGCCUCUGGGGUGCUCCUCGACCGCCUGGCGAAGCCGAAAGAAUUCGGGAUUUCAGCUCGACGAAACGACGAUGGACAGUCAACGAGCGAUAAGUCCCGGUCCGUCAAAGAAAUUUAGCUUACCUAAACGAAUCGAAACUACCAACAUCCAACGAGCCUUAUCUCGAAUAUGAUACCCCAGCAAACAUUGUCCUUUCCAAAGUGAUGGCUAAGCCAAUGCGUCGAACGGCGGCAUCGAUAACUCGAAAAAUCUCUUAGGCAUAUUAGCGAACCUCUUAAUGAACUGUACUGUUUCUGCCUUUUUCUUAGCCUGAAGUAUAUAUAUGCCGUUGACAUCAUGGCAAUUCCUAAAAGGAGGUCGGCGUCUUCAAAAUUUCCACUCUACCCAUACCCGUCUUUACAACACCCCCAUUUCCCCAUUUCAUGCUUUCGUUUUCUUUUGUUUGAGAAGAUACCUCUUGGUCGGUUGAUAUUUGCAUUGCCCUAGGGAAUGAGAAGGGAUCCGAGUAGGAGAAGGGUCUGAGGGCCGGAGUUCAAAUUGCAGUGAUAUCAAAUUAAGCGGGUUAAGUUAGGGACACUUGGCUAUCCAUCGUCUAUAGAUGAAUGACUGAAUGCUACGUCGUUGAGUGCUGGGUAAUUAUGAAACCUACUUAUGAAGUGAAGUUUUUUUGAUUUGAUAAAUGUUGGUCGGAUUUGAGUAAAGGAGUAGAUCAAAAGAACGUUGUAUUGGAAAUUCAGGUUUAUGGCUCAUCAUUUCCACGGCUCUCGAGCAUAUUACUAACAUAUUCAAC
Molecule: messenger RNA, 3388 nt
Organism: Annulohypoxylon truncatum
Lineage: Eukaryota; Fungi; Ascomycota; Sordariomycetes; Xylariales; Hypoxylaceae
Exons: 2
Coding region: 621-2690 (689 amino acids)
Source: RefSeq, a predicted model, not a curated record